AUGUCUGAGCUUGUUCAGGAUAAGGAAUCUGUCGUCUCGGCUAGCAGCACUUCUUUCAGUGAGCUCAACCAUUCCCCUACUUUUUUGGAUGCGCGAACUGAACAAGAUCUUAUCUCUGGUUUAAGGAAGGAAAAAGAAGUUGGAAGGUUGCCUACUAAUGUUGCAUCAGGGAUGGAAGAGUUAUACUGGAACUACAAAAAUGCUGUGUUAAGUAGUGGGGCUGCCAGGGCAGAUCAAACUGUGGUAUCAAACAUGUCUGUUGCUUUCGAUCGCAUGCUUCUUGGUGUCGAGCAUCCUUAUACGUUCAAUCCAUAUCAUAAAGCAAUCAGAGAACCAUUUGACUACUACAAGUUUGUCCAUACAUACAUCCGUCCCCUGAUUGAUUUCAAGUAA
Messenger RNA from Eruca vesicaria subsp. sativa (arugula), 393 nucleotides. Lineage: Eukaryota; Viridiplantae; Streptophyta; Magnoliopsida; Brassicales; Brassicaceae. The record is from the annotation of a GenBank genome assembly.